AUGAGCUCUUCCGCGAACAGUGUUAACUUCGGCAAGAACUAUGCUGUCCUCAAUCUUGACUGGAUGGCCCUUCUUCUGAACGCAGUUGAAGAGUCACCAGAAGGCCAAUCGCUCAUUGCCAAUUACUCUCGAUGGAAUAAUGCUCCAGACCUGCGGCUCAAGACACCUUUUUCGAAACUCCUUGAACCAUUUGGCACCUUUGAGACCGGUACCCCUGGUGUUGAGAUCGACCCCCGCUUCACUGUUGAUGAGAAGGAUGUCGUACUUCGAAAGGCCAGAUGGUCAGCCACUACCGGAAACAACUUGGAGCAAAUUCUCAAAGCCCAGAGUAUUGAUACAGUUGUUAUCUCUGGAUUGAGCUUGUCUGGUGUCGUCAUGGCCACUGUCUACCGGUUGUUCGAUCUGGAUUUCAACAUUUUCGUUAUUUCAGAUAAUGUUCUGGAAGUUCCGCCCACCCAACACUCAGAGGUUUCUAAGAUUACGCUGGAGACUCUUAUGCCCAAGAUGAACCUUCAAGUUAUUACCCUUGAUCAGGCAUUGCAAGCUCUGAAGCAGUCUUAG
Molecule: messenger RNA, 561 nt
Organism: Aspergillus melleus
Lineage: Eukaryota; Fungi; Ascomycota; Eurotiomycetes; Eurotiales; Aspergillaceae
Product: cysteine hydrolase
Exons: 3
Coding region: 1-561 (186 amino acids)
Source: RefSeq, a predicted model, not a curated record